AGGGUCAGCUGUUGUACUUUCUCUGCGGAACUGUUCUGUUUGGGCUGCGGUUUCCGGAUCCCUCUGAGGCGGACGGACAGCGGGGCCAUGGCGGCGGAGAGCGACACGCUGUGUGAAAUAGAAGUGCUGCAGUCCAUCUACCUGGAUGAACUGAAAGUCACACAGAAAGAUGAUGGAGGUUGGCAGGUCAGCGUGGUCCUUCAUCCGUCCACCGGAGAGGACUGCCUGUCCCAGUUUGUCCGUCUCACUCUGACAUUGGACCUGGACUCAGAGUAUCCUUCUUCUCCUCCCUGCAUCUCCAUUCACAAUCCGCGAGGCCUCUCUGAUGACAAGUUGCUCAGUUUACAGCAGAGUUUGCAGAUGGAGGCUGAGUCUUGCUUGGGGAUGCCAGUGCUGUAUCAGCUGAUUGAGAAAGCCAAAGAGAUCCUUACAGAGAGCAAUAUUCCCCAUGGGAACUGUGUCAUCUGCCUGUAUGGUUUUAAGGAGGGAGAGACGUUCACCAAGACGAGCUGCUACCACUACUUUCACUCUCACUGCCUGGGCCGCUACGUCACCCACUCUGAGGUGGAGCUGAGAGAGCGGGAGAGAGAGCUGGAGGAAGACAAGAGCAGAGACAGAGCAGAGGAGGAGGAGCUGUCUGUUGUUUGCCCCGUGUGCCGAGAGCCGCUGUCAUAUGAUGUGAGCGCCCUGCUUUCAUCACCUGCGCCAGACCUCCCUCAGCAGGAGGACGAGGCCGUAGGUGCGGAGUUUAAAAGAAAGUGGGAAAGUCUCCAGAAGAUUCUGGAACGUCAGAAAGAGAAAGGCGGAGUCAUUGACCCAGAGGCGGAGUCUAAUCGCUUCCUAAUUCACAUCAAUGACGUCCCUGCCGACUCUGACCCCACUUGCCCUGACACUCCAAAUCCUGAACCCAGCCAGCUUUUACCUUCUGCUCCCCCUGACUGCCCUGGUCAGACCCCUGUCCCCCAAGCCCAGAACGUCUCGGCCCCAUCACAGCGCCGGGCUCGUGAUGGCAGGAGGUAUCAGGGGGAAUUUAGAGGAGGUCGGAGAGGAAGAGGAAAAGGAGGUGGAAGGAGCGAACAAUCGUCUCAUGGAACUCCUAUACCUGUCGUAGAAAAGUUCACCGAAAUGAGCGUAUCCUCAUCAGAGAGCAACCACAGUUUACCGAAGAACAGUUUACUCCCUCAGAACAAUGAGCCGCAUGCAGAAAGCACAGAACAUGGGCAACCGCUCGAGCCCAGAGCUGACAAAGACCAGACAAGCCAGUCUGGGAGGCAAACAGGUGAGGAAUGCUUCGCCACAAGCCAGCAAGACACUUCAGGAGAACAGCAGACACGCCACUCGAACAUGAACGCUCCAGAAGACGCUGCUCAGACGAUCGUCACGGAUGGACGACAGGACCCGGGCCCCCGAGACAGAGGGAGAAGGCACGGUCCACGAGCGCCCCAGUACGGCCAGUGGCACGACAGAAUCCCCAGAAGCUCAAACCAGUGGGAUGGUGCUGGCCGUGCGUACCACCACCACCGGGGUGGGAGAGCUCACAGAGCCCGAGGCGGAGGGUUUAGCCAUCAUCACCGCGGAGGUGGGCCGCACAGAGGAACUGGAAAGGGGAUGCAUCCGAAAACUGAAACUGAGUUUAAGAAGGAGGGGGUUCUCUGACAGUGGGAGAAGGGAGGAGCGCAGGCAGAACAGAAGCUUCCCUCCCUCGUUUACCAAGUGUACCUCCAUCAUAACGGUGUCGUCAUAAUAAAAUAUUACACAAGCACUGCA
Colossoma macropomum (tambaqui) is the source of this 1767-nucleotide messenger RNA. It is a transcript of the gene rnf25, whose product is annotated as ring finger protein 25. Gene Ontology annotation, molecular function: protein binding; ubiquitin protein ligase activity. The transcript has 10 exons. The record is from RefSeq and is a predicted model, not a curated record. Gene Ontology annotation, biological process: protein ubiquitination. The coding region runs from base 88 to 1656 and encodes 522 amino acids. Gene Ontology annotation, cellular component: nucleus. Lineage: Eukaryota; Metazoa; Chordata; Actinopteri; Characiformes; Serrasalmidae.